GCUCCGCCGUCAUUGGCGGCACCGGCGGCGCUGGGGCGCGGGGCGGGGAGGGAGCGCUCCCCCGCAGAGCCGCUGCUGCUGCCGGGCCCGGCCAUGUGCCGAGAGGAGGGUGUCUGCUGCCGGCUCGCUUGCUCCGCACCGUGAGCUGGCGUCCGUCUUUUUAACCUUUUUUUUUUUUUUAAUUCUAAUUUUUUUUUUUUUUAAAUUUUUUUUUUUGUUGUUAUUUGCAUUGAUGCUCUCCGAGCUGGAGACUUCGGGAGACGCGGUCCUCACCUGAGAGAUCCAGCACAAUUCCCCCGUUUGAAGGCUGUUAAUGGAGAAGAGGGCGGAUGACAGCCGGGACCGUGGUCAUCACAGGUGGAAUAUUAGCGACUGUCAUUUUGCUUUGUAUCAUCGCCGUCCUCUGCUACUGUAGGCUCCAGUACUACUGCUGCAAGAAGGAUGAGUCCGAGGAGGACGAGGAGGAGCCCGACUUCGCCGUGCACUCCCACAUCCCGCCGCUCCACUGCAACCGCAACGUAGUGCUGACCAACGGCCCGUCCCUCUACGCCUCGUCCCCCUUCGGCAAAAAGCCGGCAUCGAGCCGGCCCAGCUGCCCGGGCUGCGCGCCGUACGAGCCCCCCACCUUCUUCUUGCAGGAGCCCCCCGAGGAGCUGCACAACGGGGGCGACCGGGUGAGCUACAAGACGGUGAGCCAGGAAGAUCUGGAUCUGCCGGUGAGCGUGGCCAACUUGCAGGCGCUCAACCCCAACCGGCUCUCGGCCAUGCGGGAAGCCUUCUCCCGUAGCCGCAGCAUAAGCACCGAUGUGUGAGGUGCUGGCUGCCCGCCCAGCCCGGAGCAUCACAUCACACCUCGCCGCUGCCGCCGGGGCUUUUAACAGCAGGGAGAACUUUUUGAAAUUCACGGAAGAGUUUUGAAAAAGAAGAAGAAGAAGAAAAAAAUGAAUGUAUUUCUACGUUCUGUAGGUAGAGACGUGCUAAAUGGCAAUAUAAAGGGGUAGCAAAGAAAACAAACCCAAAAGGGGAGCACGGGGGAGGACAGUUGCAGCUGGGACGUGAGGUUUUCUAGCGCUGCAUUGCAUUUUUUUUUUUUCUUUUAUAGAGAGGAUUUUGAUAUUGCGCAUCCUUUUAUACAGAGUAAAAGCCCCUCCUCGACAUUCGGCUGAUGACGAGCAAGUAACGGGGCGCACAGUCGGCUGCAAAAUGGCUCGUGCUGCAAGUCAGCAGGCAUCUGCUGCCGUGUCGUGGGGGCACGCUGCAGCUGACUGCUCCUGGCCCUAGUGCGCACACAUACACUCACAUAUAUAGCAAAGCAGGGCUGCUAUUGCCCACCCUUGUGCCACCCCUCCGUACUGCAGCCGUACGUGUGUGUAUGUGUGCGUACGGCCCUGCCCUAUUCCCAGGCCAUCUCACUCCUCAACUUGGUCGUUUAUUCCUGGGUGACAGGCACGAUUCCCUCAGGGUCAGGAUGGCCGGUGGGUGCGCAGCCUGUCCCUGCCCCUGGAACCCCUGGAGCUGCCCCAUCCCCCCCCCGAUGGAGCCAGGCUGGGAGGGUUUGCAAACCCAUUGCAUUACCUGCCUGUGGAAAUAGCACACAGCACAAUUUCAGAUGGAGGAGCAUACCCGUAGCCAUCCCAUCCGAAUAAUCAGCAUCCUCUCUUCAAAUAACGCCAUAUGCGACUUCUGAUUGAGGGCUGGGCGAGCAAGAGUGUGACUGUCUAUGUGCCCACCCUCCUGCAUGCACAUUUUUACAUGCAUUGGGUUGUGUUUGUUGUUUUUUUUUUUUAAAAAAAAAGCCAUGACACAUUCUCCCCAUCCAGGAAUGUGUCAAAACACUUUAGAUUUAGGCAAAGCCACCUCUUUUGCAUUUUUCACCGAGCUGUUUCCCACAGCCGGGCAGCGGCACCAGCUCUGCCCCAGCUCCGCCGGCCAAGCUGGAUCCAGCCAGGGCUGUGCUGACAGAGCUGGAGGCAGGGAGAUGGCCACCGAGCAUGUCCCUCUGCACUAAAUGUGCUGCAAAAGAGCCGUUUGGUUAAUUCAGUGCUUUGGGAGGAGAAAUUGCACGGUGCAGGGGUGCCUAUGUGGGGACUCUUGUGCUCUGGUUUCUCCUGGCUGUCUCGAUUCCUCCCCCCCACCCUUGCAAUACUCACAGUUUUUGUCUGACAAAACACCCUCUUUCUCCUGGAUUGUGCAUUAUUCAGGUUAAAAGCAUCGCGCUGGACUUGGGGAUGGCUGGCGGAGGAUGGACUGGCUGCAAAGAGACUCUAAUGGCCUCAGCGCUGUGCUCUGGGUCAGUUUUUCUUUUUAAAGAUGCGAUGGGAAGAAAAAGCUAUGGCUCCAGCCCCAUCGGCUCACAGACACUGUAUGCAGCCCAGCUGGCUAUUUUACUUUUAACCACGAGGGCUUUUAAUUCCACAGGAAAUCUUUUGAAGUACAAGUCAGUCUUUGCAAUGGAGUUAUCUUUGACUUUCUCGGGGGGUUCUGUUUGGGGCGGGGGGGGUGGGUGGGUUUGGUUUCGUACAUGUUUAAUAUUCUGGGCUUGGUCCCUGGGGUGCCGCGUCCCGGGAGCACGAUGCCUGUGCUCUGGGGGGAUGGCAGCCGCUUGGGCCAUGCUCCUGUGUACAGUUCUCACCAGGGUUUGUUUCCACGCGUUGAGCCCUCCUCUUUGCAUUUCUUGUGACCGUACUUCUCUUGCCAGCCUUCCUUUCUUCCUCUUUUUCUUUUUUUUCCUUCCCGUGUAGCUUGGAAACUAAGCAAACGGUUGGCUUUCACUAACCUUCACCUGGUGAUCUGUUGUACAGGACUUUGGGAAUCACAGAGGGGGGGAAAAAAAACUCAAAAAAAAGCAAAAAAGAAUAAAAAUAAACUACUUUGA
Messenger RNA from Aquila chrysaetos chrysaetos, 2875 nucleotides. RefSeq names its product family with sequence similarity 163 member B (gene FAM163B). Lineage: Eukaryota; Metazoa; Chordata; Aves; Accipitriformes; Accipitridae. The transcript has 3 exons. The record is from RefSeq and is a predicted model, not a curated record. Bases 330 to 812 code for a protein of 160 amino acids.